AUGAAGUCCAAAACAGGAACGCUGCGCUCCCCUGCUUCGUCCACACCGAAUAGAUUUGGCUCACGGCGCCCAAUGUCAAACGUCACCAACUUCAACGUGAGCUUAAGAGCGAGAGCGUUUGACCAACCAAAUGAGGCAGAGUUCGAUAAAGAGAAUGACUCGGGUUUCCUCAGCAAGGAGGUCCUUCUUCUAAAGAAGCUCUUACGCGAGAAGGAAAGAAUGCUUAUCCUGCAGAAUGAUCAGAUGCAAGCCAUGCAAGCCAAUCUUAUACAGACGAUGCGUCGGAGCUCUGCGCUUAACAAUGAGAUCAUCCAGUACAACGAACUUGCCGAAGCACGGAACCAGCUGACUCUUCUCAAGCACGAACGCAAUCAGAUGGUGUCCUUGCGGAAGCUUCAUGCACAUGAGACGUCACUGCAAAUUGACGCUCUCUCUGAAAGGGUUGACCAGCUGCAACGAGAAAAGAACGAGCUGUUGCGGAUGAGGUGCACCAAAGAGGAGCGCCAGAAUGGCGUGGCGAGCAGCCUGCAAAGAGCGAGCAAAAUGCAGGGCGACCUGGACGUCGAUGUCCACCGGGUCAGAGAUCGCUCGAGGACUAAGACAGGUAGCUUGGCCAGACGUACUUCCAACGGACCACAACCGAGGGAGACUACGGGUGCCAAGGAUAGCCAUACUGGUUCACGAUCGGAUUCGGAAAUAAUCCAACCGCGAAGGCUUGGUUUCGGUCUACGCAACACCGUACCCGUCAGCUACGCUGAGCCGUCACUGAGAGCGAAGAUGCGGCGGGACGAUGCUGCCAGCUUCCCCGUUGCAAUCGACGAACUUUCUCUGCUCAAAAUUCCAAAGUCAGUCGCCCCGAAGAUGAGCCAGAUCGAAGAGGCUUCGGAAUGGACUGGCCAGGAGGCGCCGCAGACUAAUGUGCACGCUACUCGUUCUGCGAAGCCAACCCGCGCACAGCUUGUCGAGAAUCCGAGCAGCGGUAAGAAGGUUAGCACAGACCUACCGGAAAGGUCGCUGUCUCCCUCUUUGAGUCCUGAAAGAAGGCGGUACCUAAGGAGAUCAAAGCAGCCCGUAAGCUAUAAAGAGCCGUCCCUUGCUACGAAGUUGCGCAGGUCAUAA
This is a messenger RNA of Klebsormidium nitens, 1119 nucleotides long. Lineage: Eukaryota; Viridiplantae; Streptophyta; Klebsormidiophyceae; Klebsormidiales; Klebsormidiaceae. The record is from the annotation of a GenBank genome assembly.